AUGGGCUUGGCUAUCCAACCCAUGCCACCUGAGAGAGUUGAGCAGUCCCCUGGGAGAGGUGAGCAGUCCCAACCCAUGCCCCCUGAGAGAGGUGAGCAGUCCCAACCCAUGCCCCCUGAGAGAGGUGAGCAGUCCCAACCCAUGCCCCCUGAAAGAGGUCUAGGUGAGCAGUCCCAACCCAUGCCCCCUGAGAGAGGUGAGCAGUCCCAACCCAUGCCGGCUGAGAGAGGUGAGCAGUCCCAACCCAUGCCCCCUGAGAGAGGUGAGCAGUCCCAACCCAUGCACCCUGAAAGAGGUGAGCAGUCCCAACCCAUGCCCCCUGCGAGAGAUGAGCAGUCCCAACCCACGCUGUCUGAGAUAGGUGAGCAGUCCCAACCCAUGCCACCUGAGAGAGGUGAGCAGUCCCAACCCAUGCCCCCUGGGAGAAGUGAGCAGUCCCAACCCAUGCCCCCUGAGAGAGGUGAGCAGUCCCAACCCAUGCCCCCUGAGAGAAGUCUGCAGUCCCAACCCAUGCCGCCUGAGAGAGGUGAGCAGUCCCAACCCAUGCCACCUGAGUGAAGUGAGCAGUCCCAACCCAUGACCACUGAAAGAGGUGAGCAGUCCCAACCCAUGCCCCCUGAAAGAGGUGAGCAGUCCCAACCCAUGCCCCCUGAAAGAGGUGAGCAUGAGCAGUCCCAACCCAUGCCCCCUGAAAGAGGUGAGCAGUCCCAACCCAUGCCCCCUGAAAGAGGUGAGCAGUCCCAACCCAUGCCCCCUGAAAGAGGUGAGCAGUCCCAACCCAUGCCCCCUGAAAGAGGUGAGCAGUCCCAACCCAUGCCCCCUGAAAGAGGUGGGCAGUCCCAAACCAUGCCCCCUGAAAGAGACCACCUUAAUAUAAGACAUUGUGCGAAAUGCUUUAACCUUGACCCAAGGGAGUUUUGUGCAUUAAGAAAUCUUUGCCAGUAUAAGCAGUUACGCAUCAUGAAGGCUGACAUGGACAUGGGAAUUGUCCUUAUGGAACAAGGAAAGUAUGUCACUAAAAUUGAAGCUGCUUUGGUGGAUAAUGAAUUCUCCAAGCAGGUGGAUAUUACAUUUCUAGAUAAACAGUUUGCUGGCACAGAUGUUUACUACGGAGACUAG
Molecule: messenger RNA, 1119 nt
Organism: Protopterus annectens (West African lungfish)
Lineage: Eukaryota; Metazoa; Chordata; Ceratodontiformes; Protopteridae
Product: basic salivary proline-rich protein 3-like
Exons: 4
Source: RefSeq, a predicted model, not a curated record